AUGUCCUGCAGUACAAAACCUCGGAACUUUUGGAUCAGCGACAGUCCUCAAGCGCGUUCACCCGAUAAUUGUCAUUCCACUGGCUCCGAAUUCAUACUUCAUCAAGAAGUGAACUCUUCUGGUCAUCUCCCGAGACUGCAAUUCCCACUCUGGUCUCCUGCAAAAGAUAUAUCCACUGAUGCUGAUCCCAAAGGCUAUGAUGGUAGUUGUGAGGGCGCUCAUAUUACUCCUUCUUUGGACCAUCAGAGGACCUCUAGUGAUAACAGGAUUCGGUCUUCAACUACUCAAGUUGGUGGUACACAUGCCCUCCCCGAUGGUGAUGUUGUAUCCACAAGAUCUUCACGUGAUUGGUCCGUGCCAAACCAAAGAGCACCACCUGUCGACACUAGUGACAACGAGCAAAGCCUCUUCCUGAAUCCCUUCCGCGAUGCCAGUGAUCACCAAUCCAGGAAAAGCUCUACAGCUUCGGGAUACAGCGCAUAUAUUCGACCUAACGCAUUUUCGGGACAUCGCGACACUUUUGCAAGGAUAUCACAUGCUCAAGUAUUCCCUAAAUGCGAUGAGAAUAGCGGUUCCGGAUCGGUCUCUAAUAAUGCAGCUCAGACCCGCCGUCACAGUGCCUAUGCCACUCUUCCUCAUGCUGUCCUUCAACUCACGUUAGGGUAUUUUUCGUUUUCCGAGUACAAGCUCCUGCGCCUGGUUUGUCGGCAGUGGUGUCAAGAUCUACCUCCGCCACACCUCCCUGCUUUCUAUCGCCUGCCACGUGAGCUUGUACAGCAAAUAUUGGGAUACCUCUUGCCUUGUGGCUUUGAUUCUGCACGUCACAUAUGCGCCUCAUGGUACUUUGCUAGUCAGGAUCGGAAGCUUCAAGAACAGAUGCUAAGGCUUGGUUGUUGCAAAUCUGCCUUUGAGGAAGACCUACGUCUACAAGCUUCGCCGGAGGGUUUUGUACCGCCCCGCUUGAAUCUACCUGAUGAUCAAAAUCAUGGGCAACCCGUGGAUUUCUCUCGCCUUUAUCAAGAAUGGAUAUGCGGAAGAAGGCUGGCCACCGAAAGCAGACUGUCGCCAGAUUGGCAUGGUCGAACUACUGCAGGUACAAGUUCCGCAAACAGGGUAUCUCUCAUAGAAGAGAUAGGCUUUUCCAAAAUCCUCGAGUCAGGCAAUGGUGAUGCAACUCAAUCCCAUUUCACCGUUUCUGCUUGCAGAAAGUUUGUUCUGGUCACUUCUGCUGGGUACAUUUCACUUUUUGGUCUUUCCAAUCGAGGCCAUACAAUCAAACCAAUUGUGAAGUUAGCUGCUGGUGUUCAAGUAUUAAAAGUCAGUAUGGACACGAGCUCCGGAAGAUAUGCAGUUGCAGCCCUGCUUUCAGGGCGCAAAGGCAUGCUGUGGGAAUUGGUCGAUAACAUGACACAAACUCGCUACCGCAAAAGCUCUGGGGAGCCGAUCAGUCUUGGAAUGCAAGCAGACGUUCAAAGUUCGGCUUCAAGCCCUGUGUCGAGAGAUAUUGCGCUGAACCUAUCCAUGCCGACCGCUGAUUUCCACUCGACAAGCGCCUUACAACUUGCCUUUGGGGACACAGCUCUCUCCAGUGAUUCCCCAUCACAACCUACGGUGCCAAUUCCACCCUCCUACUAUAAUGAGUCUUUAAGGCAAGCUGGCGCGGCAGACUGUGUUUCUGCAGCAGAAUUUCAAGGUGGAUCCCGCAGAUACAGCAUUCCUAUCGAGACAAAUGCCACCGCCUUAUAUACCAAUCUCGGAAGCCCAGAUGACGAACCAAGAAGUGUAUCUAUCUGUCCCAACCGCAAAUGCCUUGCCUUUGGAUGCCGCAUGGGCGUAGAGCUUCAUUGGGUAGAUGCUUUGACAGGGGGGGAUCUGAGUCGAUGGUUCCCUCUGGCUGCACCAAGUGAUUUCCUCUUCUUCCUUCCGGCAAGAGAAAAUAUCGAUCCGCGCAGAAAAUUAAGGCUCAUCUCGAGUGCAAUUGGUCCUGGAGCAGCAGCGCUGACCAGAAGCGACAGCACUUCCGGCAAGUGGAAAUACUGGCAAACAUCUUCUUUGCAAGGGCGGCGCCAGAGCAUGACAAGACUAUCCUUUGGCAACCUUCCAGUUCCAACAGCUGCAAUUUCGACCGGGCAACGGUCGAGUUCCUUGAUGCCAAUCCGCAGACAAAGUGGAGAGGUUCAAGGUGUGCUGCGUACUGUCGAUUGCGAUCAUUAUCGUGCGGUUCCUCUCAGCGAUGGGAAGCAUCUUCUAUUCACGGAUCCUCUGAACGGGCUUCUGUGUUUAGGGGUCGACGCUCCACUCGGGGGGCCGACAAAGCUCGUUCGUAAAGUGCUUUUUGCGCCGCCGCACGCAAUGGAUGAGGGGUGCGAACGAGCUCUUCCUCGCAGAUACACCGCUGGCCAAGACCUUCGAUGGGGUGUUCGUAUUGUGGCAGCACAGCAGGAUGGAACUAUUAUGCUUUACAACGUGCCACGCGAUCUACUUGAGCAUCUUCAGGAUCCCCGCAAAUCUUUCGAUCUAUGCGCUGAGAGCCAGGGUGUUAUCGGGCAAAGUGACCUGCCUAUAGAUACGCUGAUGGAACGUCAAGAUCCAAGUCCGACCCCUUCGAGUAAGAGUCAAACGUCACCUACAAGGCCAGUCCAGAUUCCAGGCGCUAGGCUGAUGCGGGUUGAAGAUGAUAUCAUCGAUGAUAUAGCUAUUGACACCAGCUUUGGGGGAUUUUUACUAUGGAUUUUCUGUAGGAGAGGGGUUGCACGGCUGUACAACAUCUAUGCUCCACGGCAUCAUCAAGUCAAAUUUCGAUAUGUCGGUGAGAACGGGCUUCUAUAUGAAAGCACAGGUGUGACCACGGAAGAAGAGGUGGCAGAAGAACAAUACCUAAAAGGCGAAGAAAAAGCCGAAGACAGGGGCCGUUUGCAAUCCCUUCACGUUACAUGGGCCUGA
Molecule: messenger RNA, 2943 nt
Organism: Exophiala aquamarina CBS 119918
Lineage: Eukaryota; Fungi; Ascomycota; Eurotiomycetes; Chaetothyriales; Herpotrichiellaceae
Exons: 1
Coding region: 1-2943 (980 amino acids)
Molecular function (GO): protein binding
Source: RefSeq, a predicted model, not a curated record